Vicia faba (fava bean) is the source of this 2976-nucleotide messenger RNA. The record is from the annotation of a GenBank genome assembly. Lineage: Eukaryota; Viridiplantae; Streptophyta; Magnoliopsida; Fabales; Fabaceae.
AUGGUGUUUGUAUGGUCACUUGUUUUGUCACUCCACUUUCUUUUUCUUUAUUCACUCUUGUCUUUCACAUUUACUUCAUCUUUUUCUUUAACUCACCCAAACUGUCGUCAAUAUGAAAGCCAUGCCUUGUUGCAAUUCAAGGAAGGCUUUAACAUCAAUACGACUGCUUCUUAUAAUCCACUCAGUUAUCCUAAAACAGCAUCCUGGAAUGCAAGCACCGAUUGCUGCUCAUGGGAUGGCGUUAUAUGUGAUGACCACACAAAUUAUGUGAUUCACAUUGAUCUCAGUAGCAGCCAACUCUUUAGUACAAUGGAUGCAAAUACCACUCUCUUUCGCCUUGUACACCUUCAACAUCUUGAUCUUUCAGAUAACCACUUCAAUUACUCUCAAAUCCCAUCCGAGAUAGGUGAGCUCUCACAACUAAGAUAUCUAAACCUAUCUCACGCAACCUUUUUUGGAGAAAUUCCAUCUCAACUUUCACACUUGUCCAACUUGUUGUCACUUGAUUUAGACUUUAAUCUUGGAACAAGUCCUUUAGGUUUAGCGGUUAAUUUCUUGCAACUCAAGUCGUCUAGCCUCAAAAGCAUAAUUCAUAACUCAACAAAACUUGAGUCUCUUCUACUUGAUUACGUGACAAUUUCAUCCUCUUUGAUAAUAUCGCAACUAGAAGGUGGAGGGACAGAAGUGUGGUCUGGGACAGAUUGGGAAACUGUGUCCAGGCUGGCAGAGGGGUUGCUAUUAGGGUCAAAAUCAAUAAGAGAUGGGCUGGCAGCAGAGAGAGGACUGCUAAGAGGUGUUGCUGAGACCAUUUUCCCUUUUGGUAGCCUUUCCCAGCCGAAGGACCUUGAACAUGUAACGCAGAAACUGCAGAGUCAGUGGUAUCCGGAGAAGGAACAAGACAAACUCACAAACCUAACUUCCCUGAAAGCACUAUCUCUUUCCAAUUCUGAAUUGUAUGGUGAAUUUCCGGUUAGAAUAUUUCAUCUUCCAAACUUGAAAUUUCUGGAUUUGAGAUAUAAUCCAAAUCUCAUUGGUAGGUUGCCUGAGUUUCAGUCUAAUUCAGUACUCACCAAGUUAGCACUAGAUGAGACAGGUUUCUAUGGUACACUGCCUGUAUCCAUUGGAAAACUCAGUUCUUUAAAUAUUCUAUCAAUUCCAAGUUGUCAUUUUAUUGGGUACAUUCCUUCUUCCAUUGACAACCUCACCCAACUCAUACAGAUAAACCUUCAACAUAACAAGUUUAGGGGUGACCCUUCUUCAUCCCUGGCAAAUCUUACCAAACUAACUCUUUUGAAUGUUGGUUUCAAUGAAUUUACUUUUGAGACCAUCUCAUGGAUAGGUGAGGUCUCAUCAAUAAUUACAUUGGAUAUAUGCUCAGUCAAUAUUGGCAGUGACAUCCCGUCAUCUUUUGCAAAUCUCACGCAGCUAGAAACAUUAAAUGCAGAAAAUUGCAAUAUAAAGGGUGAAUUUCCAUCUUGGAUAAUGAACCUAACAAAUUUAGUGAACUUGUACCUACCUCAUAAUUUGUUGCAUGGAAAUCUAUUGCUUGACAUGUUUUGGAAGCUUAAAGAGCUAGAUAAUCUUAAUUUAUCAUUCAACAAACCGUCCUUGCACAGUGGAAAAAAUUCUUCCCAUAUGAAGGAUUCUCGAAUUCGAGUCAUAGAAUUGGGUUCAUGCAAUUUAUUAGAGGUACCAAUGUUUAUUAGAUAUUUAAGUGAUAUGACAUAUCUUGGCCUGUCAAACAACAAUAUAACUUUGCUACCUAGUUGGUUGUGGAGAAAAUCUAGUUUACAAAUCUUAGAUAUUUCCCACAAUUCAUUGACAGGAGAAAUAUCCCCAUUCAUAUGCAAUCUCAAAUCACUGAUCCACCUUAAGUUAUGGUCCAACAAUUUAAGCGGUAAUGUUCCCUCAUGUAUAGGGAACUUUAGUCAAUAUCUAGAAAUUCUCAUGUUUAAAGGGAACAAUUUGUCUGGCCUCAUUCCUCAAACAUACCUGAUGGGUAAUGUCCUUCAAAUGAUUGAUUUCAGCAACAACAAUGUUCAAGGUCAGUUGCCAAGAGAAUUAGUCAAAUGCGGAUGGCUAGAGUACUUUGAUAUUAGCCAUAACAAUAUCAAGGAUUCGUUUCCAUUCUGGCUGGGAGAUCUACCCGAAUUGAAAGUAUUGGGUUUAAGUGAGAAUCAAUUUCAUGGCGACAUAAGGUGCCCUGACAACAUGACAUGCACAUUUCCCAAGCUUCACAUCAUUGACCUUUCUCACAAUGAAUUCUCCGGCAUUUUCCCAUCAGGAAUGAUCCAAAGUUGGAAAGCAAUGAAAACUUCCGACACAAGUCAAUUACAGUACGAGCAAGGAGAAUAUUCGGGAAAAGGAAAUGUUUCUUAUUCGUUCACAAUGUCAAACAAAGGGAUGGUAUUGGUUUAUGAGAAGCUUCAAGAGUUUUAUAGUAUGAUAGCCAUUGACAUGUCGAGCAACAAAAUAAGUGGACAGAUACCAAAAGUCAUAGGUGACUUGAAGGGUCUUGUUUUGCUCAACUUGUCAAAUAACAACCUUGUUGGCAGCAUUCCAUCUUCUUUAGGGAAACUUUUAAAACUCGAAGCACUUGACCUUUCUUUCAACACUCUCUCAGGGAAGAUUCCCCAACAGUUAACACAACUCACCUUUCUGGAGUUCUUUAAUGUCUCCCUCAAUAAUCUCACUGGACCUAUACCACAAAAUGGGCAGUUUUCUACAUUCCAAAGCAAUUCAUUUGAGGGUAACAAAGGUCUGUGUGGUGAUCAAUUGUUGAACAAGUGUUUAGAUCAUGCAGGGCACUCAUAUUCUCCACCUUCAGCCUCUGAUGGUGAACACGAUUCAGAAUCUUUCAUUGAAAUUGAGUGGAAAGUAAGUCUGAUUGGGUAUGUAGGCGGUCUUAUUGCUGGAGUGGCAUUGGGAACCACUUACAGCUCACAGGUUAUUAGGUGGCUUAAAAGGUUCUUUUGA